UAGUAUCAGCUGUUUCUUCAAUGCUGCAGUCUGUAGUGAUUUUUUACCAUGGUAGCUUGUAAUAUGGGAUUACCAGAUAAUCCAGAAAUGGAGCCUCACUUAAUUUCCAAUAACGAAUUAACGAUGCCAGUGGAUUCAGAUAAUGAAGAAGAAGUGAACAGCUAUGAAGGAUAUGAAAGACUACCCAUGGAACAAACCAAUGUUGAAAGUAGUGAUGAUGAAGAUGAAGACAAUGAUGAAGAUGGAUCAAACACUGAAUCUAAUUGUAAUCUUCCUUCAAUUACUCCAGUUGAAAACAAUUUAGUGAAAGAAGUUUGGGAUGGGCCCUCUGUUACAGAGAUAGAAUUGGACAAGGAAAAAGUCGAUCAAGUUAAAGCUGCACUUGAGAAUUUUACAUUACCUGCUUCAAGUAUUCCAGAUUGGGCAAAUAAAAUACCAGAAGACCAAUGGAAGAAUGAGAUAUUAAACAGAUUAAGGAAAAAUUAGAACUUUAUUAUAUUACAAACAUUAUAUUUUUUGUCUUAGGCUUUUAUAUAUUAAUGAGAAUACUUUUUAAGUUAUAGGACCAUAUUAGUAAAAUGCUCUAUUGUAUUUUGUAUGCUUAAAAUAAAGGAUAUU
Messenger RNA from Nicrophorus vespilloides, 618 nucleotides. RefSeq lists its product as uncharacterized. The coding region runs from base 49 to 486 and encodes 145 amino acids. The transcript has a single exon. Lineage: Eukaryota; Metazoa; Arthropoda; Insecta; Coleoptera; Silphidae. Gene Ontology annotation, biological process: spermatogenesis. The record is from RefSeq and is a predicted model, not a curated record.